This is a messenger RNA of Bipolaris victoriae FI3, 1461 nucleotides long. RefSeq lists its product as hypothetical. NCBI's taxonomy places the organism in Eukaryota, Fungi, Ascomycota, Dothideomycetes, Pleosporales, Pleosporaceae. Gene Ontology annotation, molecular function: transmembrane transporter activity. Bases 1 to 1461 code for a protein of 486 amino acids. The transcript is spliced from 2 exons. The record is from RefSeq and is a predicted model, not a curated record. Gene Ontology annotation, biological process: transmembrane transport.
AUGACGGAAAAGAGACGGAGUAACGAUGAUGCAGGGGGAUCGGGAGUCGAAAUUCACAUCAACAACGGCGAUAUUACCACGGCUCUGCAAAACGGGGUAGUACAGGAAAAGCCAGAAGAAGAAGGCGUCACAACCACAGCAUUGGAGACAAGAGGAGAAGACGAACCCCCCAACGGCGGCUACGGCUGGAUCUGCGUGGCCGCCAUCGCCACACUAAACGGCCACACCUGGGGUCUCAACUCCUCCUACGGCGUCUUCCUCGCACACUACCUCUCUCACAACAUCUUUCCAGGCGCAACAGCCUUGCAAUACGCCUUCGUGGGCGGCCUCUCCAUCUCGCAAGCUCUCAUCGUUUCCCCCGUCGCCACUCUAACAACACGCUGCUUCGGCACGCGCACCACGCUGCUAAUCGGCGUAGCGCUCGAAACAAUCUCAUUUAUCGGUGCGAGCUUCGCGUCGCGUAUUUGGCAUUUAUUCUUAACUCAGGGCAUUUGUUUUGGGUGGGGGAUUGGGUUUUUGUUCGUGGGGUCCGUGGGGAUUACGCCGCAGUGGUUUAGUACGCGUAGGUCGCUGGCGAAUGGGUGUUCGGCGGCGGGAUCGGGGUUGGGUGGGUUGGUGUAUUCGCUUGCUGCUCAGGCCAUGAUUCGGAGUGUAGGCUUGCCGUGGGCGUUUCGCACGCUGGGGCUUGUGGCGUUUGUGGUGAAUACGGCUUGUGCGUUAUUGAUUCGUGAUCGGAAUAAGGCGAUUGGGAGUCGGCAGAUUGGAUUUGAUCAUCGGCUUUUUCGCAAGAUGCAAUUUGUGGGGUUGUUGGCGUUUGGAUUCUUGUCCAUGCUGGGGUAUGUGGUUUUGUUGUUUUCGCUGCCGAAUUAUGCGAGGACGGUGGGGUUGAGUGCGCAGCAAGGGAGUGUUAUUGGGGCUAUAUUCAACUUGGGGCAGGCGAUUGGGAGACCGCCGAUUGGGUACUUUUCGGAUUCCAUUGGCAGGUUGAAUAUGGCGAGUAGUAUGACCUUCUUGAGUGGCCUGUUUUGUCUGGUCAUAUGGAUGUUUGCAAAGAGCUUUGGGGUGCUCGUCUUUUACAGCCUGGUGGGUGGAAUGGUAGCGGGGACGUAUUGGGCUGUGGCGGGUCCUAUCACGACGGAAGUUAUGGGAUUGAAGGAUCUGCCGAGUGCGUUGAGUAUCACUUGGUUGGUACUAGUCUUGCCUACUACUUUCUCCGAAGCCAUUGGUCUGGAAAUUGUCAAGUUCAAUGGCGGCUCUUAUACUGGUGCUAUCAUGUUUACCGGUUGGAUGUAUAUUGGUGCGGCCGUCUUCUUGUGGCUGGUGCGAGCGUGGAAGAUUGGCGAGGAUGAAGAGCUGACGGCUGGGGCUGAGAAGAAUGAUGAUGGCUCUGCAGCUGGUGUCGGGACUGCUAAAGCAAAAAGUCCUUUUGUAACGAGGGUAUUCAUGAUUAGAAAGGCCUGA